AUGAAGGGUCAAGAAUGUCCGGAUCGGUCGGUCUCGACAGGUCGACAGAUCAUCUGCUACACCCGGAGCGACGACACUCCGCAUCUAGAGGACGCCAUUUGCCAUUGCACGACUCUCAUCCACCAAGGUCAUGACCUGCAAAACCUCGAUGUUUCCGAAUUACGGGGCUUACAAGACAGUGCAAAAGUAGUCAAUUCUAAUUUAAAAGUGGUUAUGUCCAUUAGUGACAAACACGAGUUGCUGAAAAAGUCAACUACAAUAAGGAAAGAGUUUGUCGGUAAUUUAACAAAAGUUUUAAAUGAAGUCGAUGGUGUCGAACUUAGUGUGACAGCGGAUAAUAAGGAGCGCCUUGUUUCACUCAUCAAGGAUCUGAAGGAUGAGAUGGCGAAUAAGAGCUUGGACAAGAUGAUCCUUCUUGAAUUGCCAACGGAACCCGAGAAGUUGGCUAAGCAAUUCGAACUGAAGGACCUCUCCAAAUACGUCGAUGUUUUUACAGUAGCGACCCAUUACUUGAAAGAUAGCGACGAGACGUAUCGAACAUUCCAUCCGUCUCGAUUAAUGGGCUUAUUCGACAUGCUGAAUACCGAUAGUUUAGUGGAUCUUAUCAGUGGUAUGGGCGCACCAAAACACAAAAUACUUAUAUCAGUACCGGCAAAGGCUUUGAAAUUUACGCUGAAACAAGCUGAGAGUAACACGCCGAGAUCGUUAACGGUGGACGAACAGCCCAAGUUCAUGGAUCGUAAAAAACUAUGCGAAACAAUGAGCAAUGGCGAUUGGACAGUGGAAAGAGACGAAGAUCUCACGGCGCCUUAUGCAUUUAAAAAUACAACGUGGAUUGCCUUUGAAGAUGAAACUUCGUUAAUGAUUAAGAGCAAGUACGUAAUUUUACGAGAUUUGUAUGGAUUGGCGUUACGCGACGUGGAAAAUGAUUAUAAAACUAAUUGUGGAAAAUCCUUGGUUCAAUCGAUAUAUAAAGCCUUCGUGGACGUGAAAAGAAAAACGAGGGCUGUGAUACUGUCGUCGUUAGAAAAAGAUUUAAAGGGCACUGAAAUUACUUAUCCACGACACGUGAGAUCUUCAGAUUUUAGAAUAGUGCGAAUCGUCGAUACCGAGGGGAAAAUCCGAGCCGUUCGAGAAAAUACGCAAACAGCAUUUACCUGUACCCGACAAGGUUAUUUUGUCCAUCCAAAAAGCUGUAACAGAUUUUAUAGGUGCGUAAAAUUUAAUCAGGACUUUGAUGAUUAUUCGGUUUUUGAAUUCGAUUGCCCAGCUGGAUUAGCUUUUGACGAACGGACAGAAGUUUGCGUGUGGCCAGGAUCUCUGUCGAAAGGUUCGGCGUGCCCGGGGAGUAGUGAAAUCGAGCCUGUACCUCGAAGCAGAUUCCGUUGUCCGAGUGAACCCGGCUUUUACGCGGAUCCGCAAAAUUGCCGAUGGUUCUUCGCCUGUUACGAUCUUGGUGGAUCCGAGAUGGUACCUUAUGAAUUUCGUUGUCCAUUUGGCUUGGUUUUUGAUGAGAAUAAAUUGAUUUGCGAAUGGCCAUGGAAAGUACCAAAUUGCAACAGUCCUGAACAUAAUAAUAGAUAUAACACAUAUGCUUACGGUAACCAAUACAAUGGACAAGAAAAGCACAUGCCACAUGAUGGAAUAUUUGGUCAGAAUGGAUUUAUUAUACAAACAGGAUAUCCCGGGCAAGGUCUUGCUUCUGUACAAAAUUCGCAUAAUGGAGAAAAUUACGAUAUAAAUAGAUUGAAGAAUGUCUAUGACGGGAACGUUUUUAAUGGAACCGGAGGUUUUAAGUCACCGGCACAUAUAGGAAUUCAAUACGAUGGGCAAAAUUAUGAUAGAGUAGGAAUUCCUUCGAUUAGCGUGGGAGGUGAUGGGUACAAUUACAAUUUAGGCAAUAAUGGUGGAACGGGAGUAAACGACAAUGGAAAAGUUUAUAAUACAGGUGGCUUUGUUGGGCCAGUAUUAGGACAGGGCGAAGAGACUUAUGGUUCUGCAGGAGCACACGGAAUACAGUUGGAAUAUCAUGGGAAUAAUGAUGAUGUAAGCGCUACGACUGCAACUGUAGGAAAUUACGAUGAUAAACAUUAUAAUGUAAACGGUGAUGUUAAUCCGGCGAUAGGGCAUCAGGGUCAAACGUAUUAUUCUGUAAACAAUCCUCAAGGUGGACUGGAAUAUGAACAUAAUUAUAACGCAAAUGGUGGUAUUAGAACGGGAGUCAAUUACGAUGGAAAGAGUUACAAUGCAAAAAAUGGUGAUAAAAUAGCGAUAAACCAAUAUGGUCAAACUUAUAAUCCCGUAAUAAUCGCAGAAACGGGCUCGGGAUAUGCACAUGAUCACAAUGCCGGUCGUGUCAAUACAAUAGGAACAAAUUAUGGUGAAAGCAUUUAUCAUACAAAUAACGCGGUUAAUCCUGUUGUAGGAUACAACAACGGUCAAACUUAUUAUCCGGUAAAUAAUCCUCAAGAUGGAGUUGGAUACGAGCACAAUUAUGAUUCGGGUUACGCUACAGGAACGAGAGUUAAUUCGAAUGAUGCUGUAAAACCCGUAAUAGGACAGGAUGGACAAAACUUUAAUCCGAUUAGGACUCCUGAAACAGAUGUAGGCUACAAUGGAUACGAUUAUAAAACCGUUGUUUCGAAGGGGAGUGAAGUAAAUUGCGAUAAAAAUCUUUAUAACACACAUAGAGUUGUUGAACCAGCGUUAAAACCGCCUGAAGCUGGUGUUGGGCAUGGAUAUAAUUAUAAGAUAGACGAUGCUGCAGGAGCAGGAAUAAAUUCUGACGAUAAGAAUUAUAAUACAAAUUAUGGAUAUAAUAAUGGACCAACUUACUAUAGAAUAGGAACUUUUGAUGCAGGAAAAACAUAUCAUGGAUAUAAUAAUGGGAAUUUCGCUGGGACAAAAGUAAAUUAUGAUGCCAAUAAUUAUAAUUCACACGAAACAGCUGGAACGGGAGUAGGACAAAACGGUCAAAGACAUAAUGCUUUUGGGUCUGCCAAUUCGGGACAAACUGUCCAAGGAAAUCCAAAUUUUAAUACUUAUGGAUACGUAACUCCGCAGGCCAAUUUACCAGGUGUCGAUGUGGUAGAUUGCGAUGAUAAACAACAACCGGAGCUUCCCACAGCAGGUGUAAGAUAUGACGGACAAUAUUUAAAUCCGUCUGGGGUUGAAUUCAAUUACGGACAACACGGCGGAUAUGCUGAAGGAGGAUACAAUUAUCCUGUUUAUAAUAAUCCUGGAAUUGUAUAUGGACCCAGUAUUAAUACGAACAAAUUCCACGAUCAAAAUGUAAAUACUGAUAAUGAAAAUCACAAUAAGAAAGAUAAUACAAAAUCGGAUGAUUGCGAUAAUAAAAGUAGUACAAAUGUAAAUAAUGACUAUAACAAUAAAGAUAUCACAGGGUACAAUAAAGAGGGAGUCAAGACUACGCAAUUCCAUUCGGGAAAUUCAGUGACUACUGUUGGUAUAAAUAAUAAUUUCAAUCAAAACACACACGUAACUACAGGACUUACCGAUAGCCCAGUUAAUUUCGCAGAUGGAUUGACUUCUAACACAGGGUAUACAUCAGACAAUAUGUAUGGAUAUUCGAAAAAUCCAUUUACUGGGUAUACCGUGGGAACGAUUGGUGGCAACUCAGCUCAUGUCACUACUGGUGGUUAUGCAUCAAAUACUGCAGGAUUUACCGUGAAAAAUACUUUGCCUACGAAUCAAUAUAGUAAUACGCAUAUUACUAAAUCAGUUCCAGGUGAAACUACGAAUUUUAAUGCAUUCGACUCAACGACGAGAAACGAUACUUAUGGUGGUACAAAUAGUGUCAUAACCAUAGGUAAUACCCAAUACGUACCCAGUACAGUACGUCCAAUAAUGUAUAAUUCGUCAUAUAAUACAGCUGGAUUCCCUACUUCGACAAUAAUUCCAUUCGUAACGAGACAAAACACAUAUAAUUCAGUAGAUGCUGAUGGGACAACGCCCAUUAAUUCUAUGGGACUUACAUCGGCUGAAAAUUUCGGCAAUGAAUAUACUAAUGAAGCUGCAAAAAGUUUUACUGAUUCGGGCCAAACGUCAAAAGGAUUCACGUCCUACGGAUAUCCUCAAAAUGGGCAGACUUUUAAUAAGGCAACCAAUGUCGACGAUUAUUCGAAAAUCAAUUUCGAUGGAGUAACGCCAGUUAUUACGGUAGUUCGAGACGGCCAAAAUGGAAUAUCGCAAGAUUUUGCAGGUGCAACGAAUUUCGGAGGCUCGUCAUUUACAACGACAGCCUCUAAUUAUGGUACAGAUCACACCUCUAAUGGCCUAACAAAUUCUCCAUUUAUUGGACAAAGUAUUACUUCGAGCAAUACUGGAAUUACGAAAUUCGGAGAAUCGCCAAAGCUGCCCAAUAACAUUAUAAUUCGUGAGAAUGGCCCUGAUAACACAGCCACGAACUUUAUAAAAUCAUCCGGUUCUUAUUCUGCCUCAACGGUACCAACAGUCGUACCCUUGAGUAAUUCACUACCGCAAGUAGAGCUUGACAAUUCUAAAUUAUUUGGCGUAAAGUUUGAUGUCUCAUCGACGUCUGCGCCGGAUACAUCGACUAACAAUCAUCCAUCUACAAUAGAACAAAACACUGGCUACAGAAUUAAUGAAUAUUACGAUAAUGGUGGCCGCGGUACCAUUAAGUACAAUAAUGGUCAAGUAGCGAAUAAAGUGACAGAAAAUGACAUACAAGAUUAUAGAACGUCUACUUAUACGAGGUUACCAAAUUCAUUUAUUAUCAGUGCCGGUAAUGGAGCGAAUGAGCAAUCGACUAUUCAAGAAACUCAAUCGGAAAGUACCAUAGGAAGUCAAGAUCAACAGCAAUCUCAAGGAAUCUUUACGAAUGAAGGAUUUACGAAAACAGGACCGACAAAAACGGGUAUCACGACUGCUCAGAUAGGUGGAAGUGGUAGUUAUGUCAUGGGAACCGGUGGCACGCGAGUAAAACCAAACCCUCAGAAUAUUGGAGAGCAAGCAUUUGCUGGUAACUUUGGUGCAACAGGCAGUACAAUUAAUUUUGAGACAUCUACGGCCAGUACCGACUUUACCAAUAGUGACUUAUUGAAGUAUAAUACUGCAUCGGAAACACCUGAAUUCACGGGCUACUCUUACCCUCGACCUUUAGUAGAAGUGGAGGUCAAAGGAUCGUCAAGUAUCCCCGGACAACGACAAACGACGUAUUCAACGAGAACGACACCGUCUCAAACUAUCCAAGCAUAUAACAAUCAAAAUUCUGUUAUAAUAGAAACGAAAGAUCAAAAUAAUGGAGUCUUCAGCACUACUCCAUCGCCCUUUGAUAAUUCUAUUAAUCCAUUAGAGACAUUUAAAACUACAGUACAACGCAUCAAUACAUUAUCACAAACAAUUUCCACCGUUAAACCCGAAUUGGAAGCGGAAUUUGGUGUUGUGGUCACAACCACCCCUGUGCCACUGACUAUCACCACACAGAAGCAAAGUUAUCAGAAUAACUUAUCGACCAAGCCAGAUACGUAUUUGGAUGUUGGUGUUUCGUUCAAUCAAGAAAAUGAUUAUGUAUCAACGGUACAAGGAUCGACUGGCAGCUCGGAUUAUUCCGAUAUUACAGCUAAUUUUGAUCAAGGCAAUUUCGGUCAAAAAAUUGCUGGGCAAACAAUAUUUACCAAUGUCAAUUAUCAACAAGCAACUACAAAAACUAAGGCGGCAAAUCAAAAUAGUCAUUUAAUUAAAUCGACAAAAGAUAAUUAUGGAUUCUAUACAGAAACUGGCGUUUAUACGACGACUGAAUCGGAACUUUUGGGCUCCAAUCAGCCAAUUGAUUUCAUAUCAACGGUGAAUUAUCCACCUAGUACGAAAAUUCCAUUAACGCAUAGCGCGUUGAAGAAACCAAUUGUUGCUGCUGAAUUUUCUCAGAAUCAAUUUGAUGGAUCAUUGGCUAUUGAUACUGCACGAAAUAUUAAUUCGGCUGAUAUCAAACCUCAACUUUCCAAUUAUAGAAUCUUAUCUAAUCAGGCUACGAUAGAAUUUCCUCAACAAAGAUCAGCCGAUAAUCCAUUGAUAAAUCAAGCAUCCAGAUAUUCUGGAUCGACUUAUCAUACAGCAUCCAAUAAAUUCUUAAAUAACGAGGGUUCGAGAAAUUUCGCCCCUCAAGAUUUAAAUGCACAAAUUUUAAAUAAUCAAGCUUCUCCGUACUUCGUUUCUCAACCCCAAUCCAACGAAAUAUCGAAUAAACAAAAUUCCAGAGAUUUCAGUCAUCAAACGCCAUCUAAUAAGCUCAUAAAUAGUUUUGUGCCAGAAAAAUCGUACUCUCGACAAAAUCAAGACUUUAAUAGACAAAGAACUUUAAUAGGUUCAAAUGUUGUAACGUCAUUUGGUGGUACAAAUUUCGAUAGCGGUAUUCUUGCUCAAAAUCGAGAAAAUAUCAAAAUCAUAUCAGCAUUUGAUGGCGUAACGAGUAAAAAUUCUGGUUUAACGCAACAAAGUACUACCACUGCACCAGAAAUAACAACAUACACCGGUGAUUUCGGUAGAAUGCAAGGCCGCACUUUAUCCAAUGCGCAAAAUAAAAAUAAUAAAGUAAUUGUAAAACUUAGCGAUUUGCAUCCAUUGAUUCUUGGCAAAUUAGGCGCCGAAUGUACUUGUACGGCAGAUCCAUUUGCAAUUUUCCGAGCACCCAAUAAAGAACCCUUACCCAUUAAAUCUCAAAAUCGUGGCCCAGUCGAUUUAGCUAAUUAUGACGAAAGUGACAUCUACGUAGAUGUGGAGAGCGAUAAGGAGAACGGAAAAGAUAUCGAUUUUAUAAAAAAUAUCCCAUCCAACGGACUCGUAAAAUCUUCGAGCCUUAAAGCAAAUCAAGAUGAAGGUGUUGGAAACGUUGUUGUAAGAUCGAGGGGAGAACCACUGUCGACUUACUUACCAUUACCAAAAACGAAUACUUUAAGUGCUUAUCUUCCACCUGCAAGACCAUCAAAUACUUACCUGCCAUCGUCAACCGAAACUCUCAUUACGCCUGUAUACAGGAAGAAUCAAGCUUCCUUGAAUGCUCAAACGCAGAGUCGUCGACCGCUGUUGAUAAGAGUCGAAAAUACUAAUGCAAAUAGCCCUGCAAUAACAUCCAAAAGAAGAUCGAGUAAAUCUCUAUUCGAUGGCGCUCCGAGGACACCCAAUAACCUGAAAAGUCAGAUCGAUUCCUCUGAUCGGCAACAAUCAUCCAUCAGUUCCAAAAGCACCGACAGCUCUCCUAAUGACAAUUUAGAAUGCGCCAGGCCAGGUCUUUUCAGACAUCCCAAAUUUUGCAACAAAUUCUAUGCUUGUCACUGGGAUAAUUGGAAGAAACGCUACACGCUGCAUGUUUUCAACUGUCCAGUUCAUUUAGCCUUCGACUCAAGUGCCGGAGCAUGUAAUUAUCCAAGCAAGGGUCCCGCUUGCCAGGAUAAUAAAUUGCUGGUCUGAACAACCGACACUGCCAUCCAUUAUCCAUAGGACUUUAAACGAGAAUAUUUCUUACAUGACAUUAAUGUAUAAAUUUAAUUAUUAUAAUUAAUGGUAGACAUUGUACACUCGCAAACGAAUGCUGCCCUUAUGUGUUUGACGAAACGAAUGAAAAAAAAAUUACAAUCCAAGUAUUCAAUGUAUUUUCUUAUAAAUUACGAUCAUAAAUUGCUAUAAUAUUUGGAAGAUAAUGCGUAAUUUAUAAUCGCCAAGGCAUGAUUGCAUUUAAAACUGAUAUCUUAUGUAAUAUUUUACCAAAAAAAAAAAA
Messenger RNA from Ceratosolen solmsi marchali, 7753 nucleotides. RefSeq lists its product as uncharacterized. Gene Ontology annotation, molecular function: chitinase activity; chitin binding. Gene Ontology annotation, biological process: carbohydrate metabolic process; chitin catabolic process. The record is from RefSeq and is a predicted model, not a curated record. The coding region runs from base 1 to 7446 and encodes 2481 amino acids. Gene Ontology annotation, cellular component: extracellular region. The transcript is spliced from 15 exons. NCBI's taxonomy places the organism in Eukaryota, Metazoa, Arthropoda, Insecta, Hymenoptera, Agaonidae.